UGAGAGAAGAAAAGUGAAGGGUCAACCAGCCCACCUUGGCCUUAGCUACUGGUUUACGCUGCUCCUCGCUUUGAGGAUAUGGUUCACAUAUAAUUUUGGAGGGCUCGGGCACUUCACAUGUGCUUUUGUUUUUCUCUUUUCUUUUUCCUCUUAGAGGUGCGGGAACUUCACUAUUUGUGUUUCCAUUUUCAUUUCUUCUUGGUGACAGUUCGAGUAGAAUGGAAGCCGGAGGCGACGUGUAGAGGAGCUUUUUCAAUUUGCAAGUGCCCUGUUUUCUGUUUAUUGUAGGCGGCCGGAGUGGGUUGAAAAAAGGGGUUCUGUGAAGGCGAAGUAGGCGGAGAGGGAGAGGGAGAGGGGGAGAGACGGAGGCACUAGCGUUCUGCUUGGCUUCUUUCUCUUUCUUUCUGCCCUGUAAACAGCGUGUGAGAAGGAGCUGUGGGCAUUGGUUCAUAACCUAUUUUUAAUGCUUUUGCCUCAUCUCGCUUCUCCAUUUUCUCCCUAGUUUCAAAUCACUACUCCUUUUCCUUUAAUACAUCUUUUGUAUCUAUAUCAUCGUUCUCUUUUCUGCGAAUUUGUUAAAUUUAGUGAAGGUUAGUAAAUGAGCUGAGGAGUUCUUAGAUCUGAGUAGUUAGAGCACAGGAAAAAAGAUUAGAUUUUGCAAAGAAUAGAAGGCUAAAAAUGAGUUUUGGUGGCUUGUUCGACGGCGACUCAGGUGGUGGCAGGCUGGUUUCCGAUUUGCCGUAUGGAAGUUCCGCCAUGGUUUCUCAGCCCCGCCUCGUCUCAAAUUCUGGUGUUCCUAAGCCUAUGUUUGGCUCAACCGGCCUCUCCCUCGGUCUUCAAUCUAAUCUGGAGGGUCAGGGAGACUUUAGCCGGCUCGCCUCCGUCAGCGGGGGAGGAGUAGGAAGUGUUGGUGAGCUUGACGUUCUCUGCCGGAACAAAGAAGAUGAAAACGAGAGUAGGUCAGGAAGCGACAACUUGGAAGGAGGAUCCGGCGACGAUAUGGAUGAGAACCCUCGCAAGAAGAAGCGUUACCAUCGUCACACUCCGAAUCAAAUUCAAGAGCUGGAAGCUCUCUUCAAGGAGUGCCCUCACCCAGAUGAGAAGCAACGAUUGGAACUGAGCAAGCGGCUCGGUCUGGAGACUCGCCAGGUCAAAUUCUGGUUUCAAAAUCGCCGAACUCAAAUGAAGACUCAAAUGGAGCGCCAUGAGAACACAAUCUUAAGGCAGGAAAACGAUAAGUUGAGAGCUGAAAGCAUAACAAUCAGGGAUGCUAUUAGGAAUCCUAUCUGCGGGACCUGUGGCGGGCCGGCGGUCCUCGGUGAAGUCUCACUUGAAGAGCAGCACCUGAGAAUUGAGAAUGCAAGGCUAAAAGAUGAGCUCGAUCGUGUCUGCACUCUCGCCGGUAAAUUUAUUGGGCGGCCUAUCUCUUCUCUAGUGAAUUCGAUCUCAACUCCAGUGCCAAACUCAUCUCUCGAGCUUGCCGUUGGAGGCAAUGGCUACGGUGCUUUCGGAUCGGUUCCUCCCACCUUUUCAUCUGUGUCGGAUUUCGUUGCUGGAGCAUCAAGCCCAUUAGGGACGGUCAUUACUCCUCCCGCGAGGACCUCGAUACCUUCUGUUGAUAGGUCAAUGGAGAGAUCUAUGUUCUUAGAGUUGGCUUUGUCUGCCAUGGAUGAGCUUCUGAAGAUGGCUGAGAUGGGGGAGCCACUAUGGAUUCCUGCCCAAGAAAAUGGUAAAGAGGCUUUGAACUAUGAACAUUAUGAGCAUUUGUUCCCUCGCUGUAUUGGUAUGAAGGAGGUUGGUUUGGUUUCGGAGGCCACGAGGGAGACCGCCAUGGUUAUCAUCAACAGCCUUGUGCUUGUUGAAACUCUCAUGGAUGCGGUCCGUUGGGCGGAAAUGUUCCCUGGCAUGAUUGCAAGAACAAUCACAACUGACAUAAUCUCUACUGGAGUAGGCGGUUCAAGAAACGGAGCACUUCAACUAAUGCACGCUGAGCAACAGGUUCUCUCUCCCCUCGUUCCAAUCCGGGAAGUAAACUUCCUCAGAUUCUGCAAGCAGCUCGCCGAUGGUGCUUGGGCGGUCGUCGAUGUCUCCAUUGAUGACCUCCGAGAUACUCACAGUUCGGCCACUGGCAUUAGCGCUAAAUGCCGCAGGCUUCCUUCUGGCUGCGUUGUGCAAGACAUGCCCAAUGGUUACUUAAAGGUUACGUGGGUGGAGCACGCUGAGUACGACGAAACGGCGGCGCAUCAGCUUUACCGGCCGCUGCUGCGCUCCGGCAUGGCGCUUGGGGCGCAGCGAUGGGUUGCCACACUGCAGCGCCAGUGCGAAUGCCUUGCCAUCCUUAUGUCCUCCUCCGUCCCUAACCGCGACCACGCUGGGAUAAUGCCGGCGGGGAGACGGAGUAUGCUAAAAUUAGCGCAAAGAAUGACAGACAACUUCUGCGCUGGGGUUUGUGCUUCGUCAGCGCGAAAGUGGAGCCACCUGGCGAACAUGGGAAGUAUAGGUGAGGACGUCAGGAUGAUGACCAGGCAGAGCAUGGAGGAUCCCGGCGAACCGCCCGGUGUCGUUCUCUCAGCCGCCACUUCCGUCUGGCUCCCCGUCUCCCCGCACCGCCUCUUCGACUUUCUCCGCAAUGAGACCCUCCGUAGCCAGUGGGACAUUCUCUCCAAUGGCGGACCAAUGCAAGAGAUGGCUCAUAUUGCAAAAGGCCAGGAUGAAGGCAACGCCGUCUCCUUGCUCCGCGCCAGUGCGGUGAGCGCGAACCAGAGUAGUAUGUUGAUACUGCAGGAGACGUGCACGGACGCGUCGGGGUCGAUGGUUGUGUACGCGCCGGUCGAUGUGCCGGCGAUGCAUUUGGUGAUGAACGGCGGGGAUUCGGCGUACGUGGCGCUGCUGCCGUCUGGGUUUGCGGUGAUGCCGGAUGGGCCAGUGGCGGCGGGUGGGGAAGGGAAGAUUGGUGGUGGGUCGUUGCUCACGGUCGCUUUUCAGAUAUUGGUGAAUAGUCUGCCGAUGGCGAAGCUGACGGUGGAGUCGGUGGAGACGGUCAACAAUUUGAUAUCUUGUACCGUGCAGAAGAUUAAGGCGGCUCUGCAGUGCGAGAACUGAAAGGAAGAAUGUCAGGUGAGGGCGGGUUGAGUCAAGAACGAACCGCGCGCUUGGGGGAGAAACCUUUGCUUUGUGAUGAUGAUGCUGCCGCCGGCCGAGAACGGGUGGCGGUUUAUGAAAUCCUCAGCACCGAGCAAUGGUGGUGGUUCGGGUAUUGACUUAACCUAAUCUUUCUUUUCUGUUCUAAGGACCGUUAAGGCAGAAGAGAGCUCAUUUGUCAUAUACUCUUUAAAACUGUUUAUCUUGUUGUGCACAUGAUGUAUGGUUAUUAUUGUUACAUUUUCUUAAUUUUGUUUUUCUCUUUGGAGGGAUUUAUAUACAUAGCAUUCACUUCA
Molecule: messenger RNA, 3437 nt
Organism: Dendrobium catenatum
Lineage: Eukaryota; Viridiplantae; Streptophyta; Magnoliopsida; Asparagales; Orchidaceae
Product: homeobox-leucine zipper protein ROC5-like
Exons: 9
Coding region: 679-3102 (807 amino acids)
Biological process (GO): regulation of DNA-templated transcription
Molecular function (GO): DNA-binding transcription factor activity, RNA polymerase II-specific; DNA binding; lipid binding
Source: RefSeq, a predicted model, not a curated record